AACUUCCUUCCUUACUUCCAACUCGACUGAGGCAGCUGGUGGAAACCAUUUCGCAAUUGCGGAGAGUACACUCCCAAUGAGGGAGAAAAAUGUCAUGAGAAAGUGAGAGAACAAUUGAAAAACGAAGAAAAACUAUUUGUAUACGCCUGGUAAAAGCACAGUAGUUAUUGCGCUGAUAAUGUUCGGUCCAGCUUCCUGAGGCACCAGGAUAUGUCUUGGGGCUGCUCUAUGGAACCCGUCAUGAGCUCAUACAGGAGAAAGUAACUAGAAGGGGAACGCUGAAGAAAAACGUACUAUUCUAAGGGAAAAAAAGACAUGUACAACUGUCUGUUUCUCUCAUUGACCUGUCUAUGCAUUCUCCCGGGUUAUGAUGCAGAGGAGUGUGUGACUUCUGUCUUGGCAAAGAGAAGUUCUGUUAACGUACCAAAGGGGGGCACUCUUUCCCUAUCCUGUGUUGUUCAGCAUUGUGGAGAUGAUGGCUGGACAGGAGGAUGGGGUCUGUCAACAGAGGGACAGUUCCUUCUCUUUAGUCCCACUCCAAGGCAUCAUCUCUCCAACGUCACGUUGACAACCAAUAGAACCUGUCUGCUCAUGGACAUCCUCAACGUCAACCAAUCAGAUUAUGGAAUGUACCAAUGCCAGAUCACCUGGGUUGAGGGAUACACCAGCGUUGGACAUAUGACGCAUGUGAACAUUACUAAAGCCAUACCACCCACAUCCGUGUGGAAGGGCUAUUCCCGGGUGGUGGUGUAUGUAAGUAUCUGUUUGGUAAUCACCCUGGUUUUGGUUCUGGGUCUGGCUUGCUAUAUAAGGUCAAAGGUCCCCUCUCAGCCCCCACCAAUACCACCACCUAACCCCCCACCACGCUCCCGAAGCGCACGCAAGGACAAGCCCCCCACACCCAAGCCUAAACCAAAGAUAGAGUUGGUCUAUGCAGCUCUUUCAAAGGGCUGCCUUGAACAGCCGAAUCCUAAUCCUCAACGAGAAGCUGCACAGCCUACAGUCUACUCCUCUCUCCGCUUCUCCUGACCAGGGGAAGUUCGGGGGGGGGGGGGGGGCCUAAAUG
This is a messenger RNA of Salmo salar (Atlantic salmon), 1066 nucleotides long. RefSeq lists its product as uncharacterized. Lineage: Eukaryota; Metazoa; Chordata; Actinopteri; Salmoniformes; Salmonidae. The record is from RefSeq and is a predicted model, not a curated record.